Coregonus sp. 'balchen' is the source of this 12613-nucleotide messenger RNA. NCBI's taxonomy places the organism in Eukaryota, Metazoa, Chordata, Actinopteri, Salmoniformes, Salmonidae. The record is from the annotation of a GenBank genome assembly.
GUCUGUGUGUAGCCUAUGCGUGUGUGUGGAAGCGAAUGUGUGUGUGAGUGUGGAAGCCUAUCCGCCAGGCAGUCGGCUCCUGCACUGAGGAAAGGUGUGUGUUAAGCGGCUGACCUCGCACUGAAUGGACUAGCUAGAUUUUUCGCAGCCACGUAAGUACACACCACCGCCGGAGAGGAUGUCUUGCUGAAUCAAGGGAAAGGCCUUGGAAAGUCGGCCAUCCCUUACUUCCAGCAGCUGAAACAGCCGACAAAAGUUCCUUUGGAUUCAAAAACGAAUUCGUCGCAAAGGACAUCCACUUCCGAACACAACAAAGGUCUUUGAAUUCUGGAUGGUUUUCUCUGUCCAUAUUUGGUCGAUGGCAAUUCCCGAAGCUCGCUGCAUGGACAUGAUUUGUUAAACGAACAAGGCCCGUAUGACACUGACCUGGUAGCUAUGAAGCAAUAGCAUUGCUUUUGCUAUCAAGAAUUAAUGUUGAUUUAAAUAAAGGCCUACCGUAGUUUGCAACCUCGGUGCGAUUUUAACCGCGUUUACUUUGGAUCGUCUCCGUCCGCAAGCUAUUUUCGGAAACGUGUAAUGUAAUUCAAUGAAUUGCAAGUUUAGCGGGCUAUCUUUAUGCUUAAUAUUCAAUCUAGCAGUCCAAUCAUCAUUACAAAGCUGCAAUCGCUAGGAUUUGAGUGUUUCCUUUGUUUCAAAUCGACAUUGCUGUCUCUUGCACUCUGGUAAAGCGUUUCUGCUCAAAUUCCGCACUAUCUCUUGUGCAAAGGGCUGCCGUGCGUCACGGUGCAGUGAACGGUGCUUUUGUUUUAGUCCCAUAGCUGGGUAGAUAAAGAAAACAUAUUACAAACGUUGUCUUAGAAUUGCUUCUCUCAUGUAUUGCAUAUGAGCCCUCCAACAGUAGCCUAGCCUACAGAUAUAGCUUGACAUAACCUACUUAUUACAUUGUAAUAGGUGCACUUGCAAGGGUAGCACGAAAUAUCAUCUAGCUUUAUAUUUUUUGAAGGGCAGCAACAAAGUACAAGACCACGACAACCAAUCUAUUUACUCAAGUUUACAACCCAAAGAAGUGCUGCUACACACCCCUGCCGUCAAAGAGAAGACGACCAGAUAGUUUGGCAGUAUUAGGGAAUCCUGAUGAACAUACAAAGAUCUAAUCCCAUCAGCAUCUCACGUUAUGGGAGAUCACGGCACAAAGCGACCGACUUUGAGGAGUUAGGCCUAUCUUGCUUGAGGACUACAGAAUCCAGCCAGAGUUUCAGCCCUAACCUAGGAUCCCCUAGCCCCCCUGAAACACCAGAUUCCUCCCACUGUAUCUCCUGCAUCGAUAACUACCUACUCCUCGAGCCCUUGGAGGGGGAUCACGUUUUCAGGGCCGCACACCUGCACACCGGGGAAGAGCUCGUAUGUAAGGUGGGUCCUCUAUUAUAAGUGUUUUUAUAGGCCAUUGAGUUGAUUGACGGGCGCAUUUGUCAUAGAGAGAAUGCAGCAGAUACAUUGUCGCGAACGUUACAUCAUGAACAUUCCAUUCAUCUCGAGCAGAUAACACUGUAGCCUAACCAUAAAACACCAUAUUUGGUCAAUCCACCAGGGCCACACACAGGUUUAAUAUAGCAUUUCUCAUUUGCCAAGAUAAUCCAUCCACCUGACAGGUGUGGCAUAUUAAAUAGCAUGAUCAUUACACAGGUGCACCUUGUGCUGGGGAAGAUAAAAGGCCACUUUAAAAUGUGCAGUUUUGUCACACAACACAAUGCAACAGAUGUCUCAAGUUUUGACUGCAGGAAUGUCCACCAGAGCUGUUGCCAGAGAAUUGAAUGUUAAUUGUUCUACCAUAAACUGCCUCCAAUGUCGUUUUAGUGCUGAGGAGUAUUUAUGUCUGUAAUAAAGCCAUUUUGUGGGGAAAAACUCAUUUUGAUUGGCUGGGCCUGGCUCCCCAGUUGGUCUAUGCCCACCCAUGGCUGCACCCCUGCCCAAUAAUGUGGAAUCCAUAGAUUAGGGCCAAAUGAAUUUAUUUCAAGUUACUGAUUUCCUUAUAUGAGCUGUAACUCAGUAACAUCUUUGAAAUUGUUGCAUGUUACGUUUAUAUUUUUGUUCAGUAUAGAUAGAGCCAUAAAUAUAGGCCUACAGUAGUUACAUGUUUUUAGCUAUAGGCAAUCUGGUUGCGUUUUUUGAAUACAAAUUAUGCACACUCUCCAACAGGAAAUAAAGAAUGCACUGCAUACUAGCCUAUGGAAAUACCCGGUGUUGCUGCGAACUUUGUCUCCUGAUAUUUUAUGCAUGAAUUGGAAAUGGAGACGACUGAAAGAGUAAUGGAAAAAGUUAAUGGAGUGCAAAGCAGGCAGCUCAGCUCGCGCGUGUCUCGAGAGCUGUGUGGGUCGGGAUGAUGUAACGUUGACAAAGGAGUGAGUAAUCACGCUCCCUACUCUCCCAAACUCAUAGCCCGUAUAGCACUACCCACGCCUUUGUUCCUCUUUGUAAAAAAAUAAAUAAAAGGUUUUCCUCUGCUUAAUUCAUUACCAGAAUGACACACUAUUUCCUACUGUAAAUGGAUGUUAUGUAGACUUGUUUUAAGUUUUUCUAGUGCAAUAUGAAUAUAAUACAUUUAAUUGUAGUUAAAUCUCCAACACUGCAUUUUGUUGUUCUCCUUAUAUACAGUAGCACACACAUCACUGAGUGUUUGAAAGAUGCAGUAGGCAGAUGGCUUUGCAAGUGCAUAGGGCAAAUUGAGGUCAACCUUUUGGCCUUUGUUCCCACCCCUGUAUGGUACAGUAUUGACUUAACUGUACAGUUUGAUUAUUGGAGCAUUGGCUACAUGUACCCUUGAGUACAUUCAAAUGUUAUGAACCUGGUCUGAUUAAUAGAAAUGUUAGGCUAAAAAGCACACAGGCCCCACAGGAACACAGUCCUAGAGUGUGUCCCAGUGAAAAGGCUAGGCCUACGGCCUUUGGCACUGCCACUGUCAACAAGUUAUAUAUAUAGCACAGGAGGUUGGUGGCACCUUAAUUUGGGAGGACAGGCUCGUGGUAAUGGCUGGUGCGGAAUCAGUGGAAUAGUAUCAAACACAUGGUUUCCAUGUGUUUGAUGCCAUUCCAUUAGCUCCGUUCCAGCCAUUAUUAUGAGCCAUCCUCCCCUCAGCAGCCUCCACUGAUAUAUAUAUAUAUACAGUCCCAGUCAAAAGUUUGGACACACCUACUCAUUCAAGGGUUUUUCUUUAUUUUUACUAUUUUCUACAUUGUACAAUAAUAGUGAAGACAUCAAAACUAUGAAAUAACACACAUGGAAUCAUUUAGUAACCAAAAAAGUGUUAAACAAAUCAAAAUAAAAUUUAGAUUUUAGAUUCUUCAAAGUAGCCACACUGCCUUGAUGACAGCUUUGCACACUCUUGGCAUUCUCCAAACCAGCUUCAUGAGGUAGUCACCUGGAAUGCAUUUCAAUUAACAGGUGUGCCUUGUUAAAAGUUAAUUUGUGGAAUUUAUUUCCUUCUUAAUGCGUUUGAGCCAAUCAGUUGUGUUGUGACAAGGUAGGGGGGGUAUACAGAAGAUACUAAAAAUAAAGAAAAACCCUGGAAUGAGUAGGUGUGUCCAAACUUUUGACUGGUACUGUAUUUAUAUAUAUAUAUAUAUAUAUAUAUAUAUAUAUGGUACUCUAUUUAUAUAUAUAUAUAUAUGACCUCCAUUUUUACUGCAUGUUACCAAGCAACAUCAAAGAUACAUUUGUAAUCUCAGAAUUGACAGUUUACUGCCAAUGUGUAUUAGUAGACCCCAGCUACAAUUGAAGACCUUGAGAAGCACAUGCACACACACACUGCAGGGUGAGACAGAGCCUGCUGCUUUCUAACCGUUUAUGGACUUGGAGCCAAGAGGCUGGCUCACCUGGGCUCCCCUCAGUGAAAGUCAACGGGAGAACUGAGGGAGAGGGGUUACUAUGGAAACCGGGGGAGACUGUACCCUGAAGCGUAUGCAGGAGGGCAAUGGCGGCAAAGUUACAGAAUGUUCACAUUCAGAUAGAAAAGUAUGCAUGCAGAAUAUGGAAUGGUCCCCAUGCAGCUCUAUGGCUUUACCUUCUUUACCUUUCUAUCUGCAGCAGCAUUCUAAUUCCAUGUUGCUGCCCAUGGAAUAAACAUUGGUCUAAAGGUUCUGGAGCCCUGGGGGGUGUAGGCAUAUUCAGUAAGGUGAAGCAUUCAGAACUUUGCGAAAUAUAGAGCUUACACGAUUCCCUAUUCUACACGAUGAUAGACAAUCACAUCUGUUCUAGUCUACACAAUGUGGUGAACAAUGACUAUCAUCUCCAUUGGAUACUAAACUCUCCCUCCCUUUCUACCCACUCCCUCUCUCUCUCCCUCCCCCUCUCCAGGUGUUUGAGAUAGGGAGUUACCAGGAGUCCCUGGCGGCCUACUUCGCCCUGGGCAGACAUGAGCACAUCAACCAGGUGGUGGAGAUCCUGCUGGGGGAGAAGCGGGCCUAUGUCUUCUUCGAGAGGAGCCACGGUGACAUGCACUCCUUCGUCCGUACCUGCAAGAAACUGCGCGAGGACGAGGCCGCCAGACUAUUCCGUCAGAUAGCCUCAGCCGUGGCACAUUGCCAUGACAACGGUGUGGUCCUCCGGGACCUCAAGCUGAGGAAGUUUGUCUUCAGGAACGAGGACAGGUGAGGAAGGGGAUGGGGUGAGGAGGGGUGAUGGAUGGGAGGGGAAGAAAGUCUCUCACCUUAUGCUCUUUGUAAAUAGAUAUGAAUGUACAUAACCCUACAGUAACUCUUUACAUGAAGAUACACUGUGUAGUAACACUGCAAUUACUACAGUAACAAUAUUGUUGUAACAUAAUUAUGGAGUUGAGUAGUUUCUAUUUAGAUUAGAGGUCACCAUAUUGAAGGUACCCAAUAUAACUAGGAGUACACACACACGAAUGUGGCUUGGGGACAACCAGGGUGACUGCUGGACACAGUCCAGGGCCCAUGCCAGCUAGCCGAACUGCUGUUAAACUGGUGGACAGUGACAGCAGAGAUGCCAGGAUUAGAUUUGUCUGACAGAUGUUCAAUUAGGUUGGGAUUUACCAUGUAAGGUUGUGGCACAGAGUAAUGAAUCAGUGCUACAGAGACAUCAGCUAGAGCAGGGUUUAGUAUAUAGAGACCCCUGGUGGUGGACUGUUGAUAUCGCAGCCUAUUAGUUGCAAACAGAAUCAAUAUAGGUUCUAUAACCUAUUAUGCUGCAGAGAUAAAAGUGAAUUAAUCAAACCAAAAUCUCUGUGUGUUCCAUGUUUAUCAUUAUAGUGUUUCAGGAGAACAGUGAUAAAAACAUAUUCUAAUGCUGCUUUUUUAACUUACCCUGUCAAAGCAAGCAUUUGCUGUUACUGGGGAGAUCUGAGCCUGUUUGCCACCUCAUUCAGCCUGGCACUGACUGGAUGCUUGCUCUCUAUCUGAAUGCCCCAGCCUAGACACACACUGACCUUAGGUCCGCUUGGUGUACUCUCCUCCAAUGGUUAAGGUUACAUUGGGUGAAGGGCAAGUUGAUCCUAGAUCUGUGCAGGACCUCAGUCUGCUCCUAUUGCAGAAGUCUAACCUGGCAGUGGAGUUCACUCUAAUUUUAUCCGGCACUGAGCUAAGAAAAUGCAUCCCAUAACAUUUUAACAUGGAAAUAGCUGUUCUAUCAUUCAGCCUACAGUAGCAGCCAAUGUGUGGUGUUCAAUGUGAGCCUACAUUCCAUGAGACUUUAGAAAAAACAUGCAGGGCUUGACAUUAACCUGUUUAUCCACUUGUCCUUCAGACAAGGAGGUGACUGAAAAUGUUUUUGUGUUGUUUGAUGCAAGAAACCACUUUACAAAAUAAAAUGCAUUAUUCUCAUCCAUUAUUACAGAGAAUCAGACAAAUGAUGCUACCUUCUGCCUAUUGGCUACUUAGCUUAUUCAAGCCUGUCUCAAAAUACAACACUGCCCCUUUAAGACAAAAAAAAAAAGCUCUUUACCUGACUCACUUUUCAAAGAUGCCUAGAAAUGUACACAUUUUGUGCUCUUGUAGGAAGCAAUCACUCCCCUAUAGCUGACUACAAAUUAUUUAUAACUGGGCUAAUAACUCACUAACUAGCAAAGGAUAUGAACAAAAUGUGCACACGUAGCUACAAGCAGCUCUUGCUUUGAUCUCAAAACAAGCGCAUCUACUCAGGACCGCUCAUGCUGUGAACACAAUCCAGUUCAAAGUAAAUGGCACAGAUCCGUAUAUGUUAUGGUCUAUUUGCAUAUAGGCCUACUGCAGCUCUGAUUGGUUAUGCGGCACCGUUCUGUGUAGAGUAUGGGCUGAUUCCUGCGUGUCAAUGCAAUAGAAUCCUACUCCGAAGCUUUCUGCCUACAACAAAAUCUCUUGCAUAGUUCGUUUUGUUUUGGUAUGUUGCAUUGAAAGUGGCUAAUAUUGCGUUGAUUCGAUCACAAUUGCCACAGUAAAGGGAAACGUUGAUAGUGUUAACAGGGAAAACUCUAGAACGGUGGUCACCAACCUUUUCUGAGUCAAGAUCAUUUUCUGAGUCAAAAUGCAAGCCGAGAUCUACCGUUCAGAUUUGAUUUGAACAUUACUUAAAAAACGUAAGCCUAUGCAACAUUAACCAAUUAAAAACAGUACUGUAAUGAGGUUUGUGCAGUAGGCUAUAGGCCCAAUACAUUAUCACAGCAUAUUGGUUUUGCUUGAAUUGCCCUGCCAAUGCAUUGUUGUUCGGGCCAUCGUUUUAAAUUAUAUACAAAAAAUGGAGGUAGUCUAUAUGAUCACACCAGUAAUAGAUCCAUUGUUGUAUUACUUGUGAAGCACAGCUGAGUGAGCAUACAUUUAAAUAAUUUGCUUUUUAUUUUACUGGGCUGAUGGGGCCUGCAUCUGAUGGUCAGUCUCAGCAGGAGGGAGAGAGCAGCAGACUGAGGGUCCGCCUCUCAACAUCCCUCCACUCUCCCUUUCCUCCACUGACACUGACCAAAAAGGGACACCAUCUUCCAGCUGAUGGGGAAACUCGAGUUGAACCGCAUUGUUUCUGCCUCAUGCACAAAUUCAUGUUCUUACUCCUAUGAACAGAGAAAGUGAAAUAUUCCUCCAUAUUAAAAAAGACCCAAGCCGCUAAUAAUAACAUCGCAAGCCUAAGGAUACACUUUCCUACUCAUUCAUUACUGCUGCAGUGCUUGUUGUAGCGCUAAGUGGAAAUAGGAAGAAUUUAGGAAGAAUUUGGCUUAGAAGAAUAUGGCUUAUAAAAGUGUUGAAUACAAAGUGUUGACAGUGCUGAGUAAGAACUUAAACAUGAACUCACUCGUAAAAACAGCAGCUCUUUGCUGUAUUCGUUGACAGUCUCUCUCUAGUCAUGGUUUUAAACGUUUUGAAAUCUCACAGUAUCAACUUUGCUGUAGUUUUCUUUUAUGCCUGUGCGGCAGUCCCGGGGAGCUGUGCGGCAGUCCCGGGGAGCUGUGCGGCAGUCCCGGGGAGCUGUGCGGCAGUCCCGGGGAGCUGUGCGGCAGUCUCGGGGCGCGGGUGCAGUUUAGAGGGAACAUUGCCUGUAUCUAUGUGAAUUUGUGGCAGUGUCACCCUCUGGCUCUGCUCAUGGAAAAGGGAAGCUGAGCUGACUGCCACACUCAUCUAAUAGCAGUCUAAUGACCUUGGCUGCCAUGACAGACCUACCAGGGUGGGAUGUCAAACCCUCCACUGAAUGACUGAUGGGGGUAGAGGGGGUUAGGAGAGAAAUUGUGGGGUGGGGAGUCGGGGUCUAGGGGUGCAUCUAAUUCUAAGUGGCUUUCUUCCUAUCCUUAUAUCCUCUCCUGCAUCCGCAGUGAUCUGAAAACAAGCUAGCACGAGAUGAUAACAUUUUGUAAAGGUUGAAAGCAGUGGUAGGGCUACCGGGAAUCUGCUUCACCUAUCCAGCUCUUUCAAAUCAGUGCAGAUGAAAGAAAGGAGACGAGGAAACUGGAGAGGAAGCCACUUCAUGCUAUUCAGAGUCACCCUGGUCAAAAGCCAAGUCCCAGAGAUUCAGUGAGUGGAAGGUCAGAGAAGGGAUAGAGGGAGGGAGAGAGAGAGAGAGGCUACCCGGUAAGGUGAUAUUGCCACAGCAGUGUAUGGUGACAGACUGGGCGUCCUGCUUAUGUCAUCAUGGCUGGAUUGACCAAUCACUGCCCCCCAGGAAAGGUUAUAGGUCAUAGAUCAUACUGGCUGGGAAUCCUCUGCAGUGUCAGCCAGGAGAGAUCUGGAACCCAACCUUCUACAAACACUGUCCUUGGUGUGCCAGACAGUGAACCUUUUAACCCUGCAAUGUGUUCUAAUUCAUUUUUGACAUUGUUAUGUGGGUCAUACUUAACAUGAGAUGCUAUGUAAGCAGUAUUAAGAAAUAUGUCAGCCUCUCUAUCCUAAUGGCUGCUUAGAGAGUUUGCUGAUUUCUAUGUUGCAUGUAGCUCUGUCAAUGAUAUUUACAAACAGGCUGCUUACAAAAGAAUUCUAGCGGCCUGACUGAGGUAAUGCAUUGAUUGAAUACUCUGAACUAUCUGAAAUCAAACAAGUGAACCGGACGGUACAAAAUCCCACAAUUAACAAAGUCAAGCCGUAGCAACAAUCAGUGCAUGUGUGUGGGUGCGUGUCACAGACAGUAAGGAGAUAUCUUCUGAAUAGGCAUUAGCCAUUGCUGCAGCUCUGCUCUUCUCCUCAAUUAAAAUGGAUGAAGUGUGUGUGUGUGUGUGUGUGUGUGUGUGUGUGUCUUUAACAGCCCCUCACACUUCCAAACACACACACAGAUGGAGACACUUUAGGCGGAGCUUCACAAGUGUCCCUUUCUCAUCAUCUGUGUGUAGGGUCUGUGUACCCUGGGCCACUCCAGAGUCCUCAUCAGUCACGAUGCCUCUGAACAACCCAUCAUUAUGAUCAGCAGCUUUCAGAAGACCAUGGCUGUGAUGGUCUACUUGGAAAAGAGACUUAAUUGUUCUCUGUUAAAAGACACUGAUGAUGAUAACGCUUUUGUGUCUUGAAUCCCAUUUUCAAACUGUUCUUACCGCACGCUGACUCAAGGCCGCUGAACUAAAAUCGUCCAUAAUGGUGGCUCUUUGUUGGGCUGGAGAGGCCUAUUGAAUCAGCUGGGCUAUUUAUAGGCUGAGGCAUGCUGUCUGGCUGGCUAGCUGCACUGCUCUUAUCACUGAGAAUGGAAAUGUUAGAUGUACUGUAAGCCCCAGGCAUUAUGUGCUCUACUUCAUUUAAUGUUCAAAGCUAUGGAUCUAAAACAUACGGAUGAUGUCCAUCACAGUGAAUUACAAUGCCCUCCCACCAGAAGAGGGCAACUGCUUACUGUAAUCUUGAACCAUGCGUCAGUAAAUCAAAUCAAAAUUUAUUUGUCACAUACACGUGUUUAGCAGAUGUUAUUGCGGGUGUAGCGAAAUGCUUGUGCUUCUAGCUCCGACAGUGCAGUAAUAUGCAAUAAUAUCUAACACGUAAUAUCUAACAAUUUCACAACAUAUACCCAAUACACACAAAUCUAAGUAAGGAAUGGAAUACUUACAGUGGGGGAAAAAAGUAUUUAGUCAGCCACCAAUUGUGCAAGUUCUCCCACUUAAAAAGAUGAGAGAGGCCUGUAAUUUUCAUCAUAGGUACACGUCAACUAUGACAGACAAAAUGAGAAGAAAAAAUCCAGAAAAUCACAUUGUAGGAUUUUUAAUGAAUUUAUUUGCAAAUUAUGGUGGAAAAUAAGUAUUUGGUCAAUAACAAAAGUUUCUCAAUACUUUGUUAUAUACCCUUUGUUGGCAAUGACACAGGUCAAACGUUUUCUGUAAUUAUUCACAAGGUUUUCACACACUGUUGCUGGUAUUUUGGCCCAUUCCUCCAUGCAGAUCUCCUCUAGAGCAGUGAUGUUUUGGGGCUGUCGCUGGGCAACACGGACUUUCAACUCCCUCCAAAGAUUUUCUAUGGGGUUGAGAUCUGGAGACUGGCUAGGCCACUACAGGACCUUGAAAUGCUUCUUACGAAGCCACUCCUUCGUUGCCCGGGCGGUGUGUUUGGGAUCAUUGUCAUGCUGAAAGACCCAGCCACGUUUCAUCUUCAAUGCCCUUGCUGAUGGAAGGAGGUUUUCACUCAAAAUCUCACGAUACAUGGCCCCAUUCAGUCUUUCCUUUACACGGAUCAGUCGUCCUGGUCCCUUUGCAGAAAAACAGCCCCAAAGCAUGAUGUUUCCACCCCCAUGCUUCACAGUAGGUAUGGUGUUCUUUGGAUGCAACUCAGCAUUCUUUGUCCUCCAAACACGACGAGUUGAGUUUUUACCAAAAAGUUAUAUUUUGGUUUCAUCUGACCAUAUGACAUUCUCCCAAUCCUCUUCUGGAUCAUCCAAAUGCACUCUAGCAAACUUCAGACGGGCCUGGACAUGUACUGGCUUAAGCAGGGGGACACGUCUGGCACUGCAGGAUUUGAGUCCCUGGCGGCGUAGUGUGUUACUGAUGGUAGGCUUUGUUACUUUGGUCCCAGCUCUCUGCAGGUCAUUCACUAGGUCCCCCCGUGUGGUUCUGGGAUUUUUGCUCACCGUUCUUGUGAUCAUUUUGACCCCACGGGGUGAGAUCUUGCGUGGAGCCCCAGAUCGAGGGAGAUUAUCAGUGGUCUUGUAUGUCUUCCAUUUCCUAAUAAUUGCUCCCACAGUUGAUUUCUUCAAACCAAGCUGCUUACCUAUUGCAGAUUCAGUCUUCCCAGCCUGGUGCAGGUCUACAAUUUUGUUUCUGAUGUCCUUUGACAGCUCUUUGGUCUUGGCCAUAGUGGAGUUUGGAGUGUGACUGUUUGAGGUUGUGGACAGGUGUCUUUUAUACUGAUAACAAGUUCAAACAGGUGCCAUUAAUACAGGUAACGAGUGGAGGACAGAGGAGCCUCUUAAAGAAGAAGUUACAGGUCUGUGAGAGCCAGAAAUCUUGCUUGUUUGUAGGUGACCAAAUAGUUAUUUUCCACCAUAAUUUGCAAAUAAAUUCAUUAAAAAUCCUACAAUGUGAUUUUCAGGAUUUUUUUUCCUCAAUUUGUCUGUCAUAGUUGACGUGUACCUAUGAUGAAAAUUACAGGCCUCUCUCAUCUUUUUAAGUGGGAGAACUUGCACAAUUGGUGGCUGACUAAAUACUUUUUUCCCCCACUGUAUAUGGACGAGCAAUAACAGAGCGGCAUGGACUAAGAUACAGUAGAAUAUUAUAGAAUACAGUAUAUACAUAUCAGUAAUGCAAGAUAUGUAAACAUUAUUAAAGUGACUAGUGUUCCAUUUCUUAAAGUGGCCAGUGAUUUCUAUAGGCUAGUGAUGGCUAUUUAACAGUCUGAUGGCCUUGAGAUAGAAGCUGUUUUUUAGUCUCUCGGUCCCAGCUUUGAUGCACUUGUACUGACCUCAACUUCUGGAUGAUAGCGGGGUGAACAGGCAGUGGCUCGGGUGGUUGAUGUCCUUGAUGAUCUUUUUGGCCUUCCUGUGACAUCGGUGCUGUAGGUGCCCUGGAGGGCAGGUAGUUUGCCUCCAGUAAUGCGUUCGGCAGACCGCACCACCCUCUGGAGAGCCCUGCGGUUGCGGGCAGUGCAGUUGCCGUACCAGGCGGUGAUACAGCCCGACAGGAUGCUCUCAAUUGUGCAUCUGUAAAAGUUUGUGAGGGUUUUAGGUGCCAAGCCAACUUUCUUCAGCCUAUACUCACAAUGUACUUUUGAUUUUAUGGACAGAUUCAAUUAAAAUUAGAAAAUGGGUCAUCCUGUAGUAAGAGGACUCUGAGUAUUAAUAUUGUUUGUUGUCGAUUCUUGUCUCCCUCCAGGAGCCUUGUGAAGCUGGAGAGCCUAGAAGACACCUACAUCCUGGAGGGCCAUGACGACUCUCUGUCAGAAAAACAUGGUUGCCCCGCCUACGUCAGCCCCGAGAUCCUCAACGCCAGCGGCAGCUACUCGGGCAAAGCGGCAGACGUCUGGUCCCUGGGCGUCAUGCUCUACACCAUCCUGGUGGGCCGCUACCCCUUCCACGACGUAGAACCCAGCUCCCUGUUCAGUAAGAUCCGCCGGGGCCACUUCAGCAUCCCAGAGAACCUAACGCCCAAGGCCAAGUGUCUGAUCCGGAGUAUCCUCCGCCGGGAGCCCGCAGAGCGCCUCACAUCCCGGGAGAUCCUGGAGCACCCCUGGUUCUUAUCCUCCGGGGCAGCAGGUGGCACUGUGGUCCAGGGGAGAGGGGAGCGGGAGCAGGAGCAGACUGUGCCUGAGGUGAACAUGGAGGAGGAGCUGGAUCAGUUCUUCAGCUGAGCAGACAGGAAACAGGAAGCACAAAGCGGGGACUACGCCACAGCGCGGAACAAACGCGACACGCUCUGAAAGAGCCUAAAGGUAGAUUAGUUGUUUAGCAGGUGAAACAUUGUCACUCACAGAAAAGGUGUAUCCAUCUUUUUUUCUUUCCAUUUCAUGGAAAACCAGCCUCGAGGCAGAGCCAGGUGGCGAAUGGCGUACAAACAUCAUCGGGGGUGGGACUUCUGUUAAGAGGAGUUGCCGCCACUGGACAUGCUAGUCACAAACAAUGUAGCAAACGUUAUCUUUUGUUGUUCCUUUUUUUAAGUGGUGCUUUUAAAAGUAGAGACAUACGCCAUGUUGUGACGCUACAGAAAGCACGAAGGGACAAAAAACCUCAGCCAAGGAGAACAAGAACA